AUGGCAGCACUGAUGAAUCAGGCCGGCGCACAAGCAAGUGGUGAGAUGGCUCCAUCGCAGCCAGAGAAGAAGCCUAUGUCGAAGCUGAAGGAGCAUCUCAACCUGACACAACUCUGUGUAAGCUUUCCCUUCCUCGUCGACAGCAGCGUUGGCAUACGCCGGCCCCUACUCGAACGGACGAUCAUAUUCAUCAUCAUGCAUCUCAUCCACAUUGGCGCGUCGACUUUGAUGUUCAAAGUACACGGAACCUGGGCCGUGUUGUACGCAGCUGCUCCUGCCUUUGCUGCUUGCGGACUGGCCAUUCAUGCAGCAAUUCACCCGGAGAUAGAGAGGUCUGAGGGCAGAUGGAUGAUGAGCGCGUACUGCGCCAACAUGAUGCUUGCACAUCUGUUCAGCGGUGUGAUACUUGCAUAUAUCUGCUGGCUACGACUUCGAAACGAGGGCUCGGAACCCGAUAUGGCUGUCGAUGAAGAGGGAGGAAAUGCUGUGCUCGAGCUGCUCCCGGACGUGGACCAAAGUCGCGAGAAAGAUAUUUUCGAUGCCCGAGCAUGA
This is a messenger RNA of Fulvia fulva, 552 nucleotides long. RefSeq lists its product as uncharacterized. NCBI's taxonomy places the organism in Eukaryota, Fungi, Ascomycota, Dothideomycetes, Mycosphaerellales, Mycosphaerellaceae. The record is from RefSeq and is a predicted model, not a curated record. The transcript has a single exon. Bases 1 to 552 code for a protein of 183 amino acids.